AUGCCCCUACGGAGCUCAACACCGCCAGCAUCUCAACUGAUGGCUACGUUUGUUGAGGGUGAGGGUGGGUUUUAUCCUGUGGAGGAUAUAGUAGGAGUGAAACGAGUGUUUAGCAAGUUUUUUUUUAGAGUUAAGUGGAGGGGGUAUAGCGAUCCUCAAGAAGAUACAUGGGAGCCGAUAGAGUCGUUUCAGAGAACUGUUAAUUUUGAGUUCAGAAACAAAAUAGAGGCAUUAAAAAGAUUAUACUGGAGUACAGGACAAGCAGAGAAGGAGCUGAUGCAGCGCCGCUUCCUCAAAAGUAAACAAACAAAACAAACUGCUAAAAAAACUCAACAGCUUGUACAAACUAAUACACACACACAUACACCACCCCACACGCAACGCACUCCAGCAAGCCGCAACAGCAAACAGCAGCAGCAACAACAGCAGCAACAGCAGCAGCAGCAGAAGCAGAAUCAGCAGCAGCACCAGAAACAAACAAGCAAGGGCCUCCCCACACCCCUGGUUGCUGCUGCAAAUAAAGGAUGGGGGACCCCACAUGCAGCUCCUCAGAGAUCGAAACGGAGGACACAGCAGCAGGGUACAACCAGCAGAAGCAGCAGCAGCCGCAGCAGCAGAAGCGGCACAGUGGGUGCAGGGCCUCCUGCUGCUUCCUCCUCUUCUUCUUUCUCUUCUUCACCCUCUUCUUCUGAGGAGGACUCCGACUCUUCUUAUUCAGACGGCCAGAGCCUGCAGUGGCAGCAGCAGCAGAAGCGGAGGGAGCGGCGGCGGCAGCAGCAGCAGCAGAGGCGGCGGCGGCAGCAGCAGCAGCAGCAGCAGAUAGGGCAGGAGCCUUCCGAACCGUUAAGGCAGGCCUUCCCACCCCCUGAUUCGGCAGCAGUUGAGGUGUACAUGCAGCGCUAUUUGAAGCAGCAGCAGCGGCAGCAGCAGCAACAGCAGCAGCAGCAGCAGCGGCAGCAGCAGCAGCUGCAGCAGCAGCAGCUGCAGCAGGGGACUACAGUGGGCUGUCUCCGCUUUGGGGGAUGCCGAGUUCGGGUGUCUCCUCAAGCAGCAAACAGAGACGACAGCAGCAGCAGCAGCAGCAGCAGCAGCAGCAGCAAACACGGAGCCAUGAGCAGGAAGUCUCUGCAGCAGCAGCAGCAGCAACAGCAGCAGCAGCAGCAGCAGGAUGAGUCGCACCGAAAGAAGAGAAAGCACCAACAGCAAGAGCAGCAUCAGGAUCAGCAACAGCAGCAGCAGCAGCAGCAGAAGCAGCAGCAGGAAGUCUCCCCCUCCAAGACAAACAGAAGGAGGGGGCCUCUGCGGCGCUGUCGGAUGCAGCAGCAGAAGACAGGAGUAGGGCGAGUGGAGGCAUGUGGUAGCAGCAGGAGGCCGCGGCAGCAGCAGCAGCAGCAGCAGCAGCAGCGACAGCAGCAGCAGCAGCAGCAGCCGCGGCAGCAGCGACAGCAGCAGCAGCAGCAGCAGCCGCGGCAGCAGCAGCAGCAGCAGCGGCAGCAGCAGCGGCAGCAGCAGCAACAGCAGCAGCAGCAGCAGCGGCAGCAGCAGCAGCUGCAGCAGCAGCAGCUGCAGCAGGGGACUACAGUGGGCUGUCUCCGCUUUGGGGGAUGCCGAGUUCGGGUGUCUCCUCAAGCAGCAAACAGAGACGACAGCAGCAGCAGCAGCAGCAGCAGCAGCAGCAGCAAACACGGAGCCAUGAGCAGGAAGUCUCUGCAGCAGCAGCAGCAGCAACAGCAGCAGCAGCAGCAGCAGGAUGAGUCGCACCGAAAGAAGAGAAAGCACCAACAGCAAGAGCAGCAUCAGGAUCAGCAACAGCAGCAGCAGCAGCAGCAGAAGCAGCAGCAGGAAGUCUCCCCCUCCAAGACAAACAGAAGGAGGGGGCCUCUGCGGCGCUGUCGGAUGCAGCAGCAGAAGACAGGAGUAGGGCGAGUGGAGGCAUGUGGUAGCAGCAGGAGGGUGAGCAUUAGCAGCAGCAGCAGCAGCAGCAGCAGCAGCAGCGAGAAAGAAGGGGGCGAGGAGACGCUGCUGCAGGAAGAUAUGUUGCUGGGCCCUUGGCUGCAGCAAGAAGAGACUGUAGAUUGUUUUGCUGCUCGGCUUGGCAGCAAAGACAACCAUUUCUUAGAGUUUGCUGGGGGCUGGGACCCCGUAGCAAAGGUAAAGAGCCGCUGCAGACAGCUGCGCCUGCUGCAGCAGCAGCUGCAGCAGCAACUCCAGCAGCAACUCCAGCAGCAGCUGGAGCAGCAACUGCAACACAGACUGCAGCAGCAGCUACAGCAGCAACCACGCAAACGACCUCACACGCACAACAACCUGCUGCAGCAACUCCAGUUGCUGCAUCAGAAGACGCAACAGAGACAUCGCCAGCAGCAGCAGCAGCAGCAGCAGCAGCAAGCAGCGGGCUGUCUGCCCAGCAGCAAGAGACCUAUGUGGGGCCCCACAGCAGCAGAGGGAGUUGAAGUUGUGGGGUUAGGGUUUGGGGCUGCAGAGACAGAGACAGAAGUUCUGCACAAGUGCACAGAGAGAUGCUACUGCGGCCAAGACGUCUCUACAACUUCGCUGCCUUCUGCAGCAGCAGCAACGCCAGAAGGCUCGCGGGCCCCAACACGCAGCACCGCAGGGGCCUCCCUCUUCUUGAAACUGCAGCAACAGCAACAGCAACAGCAACAGAAGAAGCAGCAGCAACAGCAGCAGGAGCGGCAACAGCAGCAGCAGCAGCAGCAGCGGUAG
This is a messenger RNA of Eimeria acervulina, 2724 nucleotides long. RefSeq lists its product as hypothetical. The transcript is spliced from 5 exons. The coding region runs from base 1 to 2724 and encodes 907 amino acids. The record is from RefSeq and is a predicted model, not a curated record. NCBI's taxonomy places the organism in Eukaryota, Apicomplexa, Conoidasida, Eucoccidiorida, Eimeriidae.